AUGGGCUAUGACGACCAUGGCGGCAACGACUACAACAAUGACUACAACAAUGACAACAUCGAUGACUACGGCGGAGACGCGGGCAUGGACACAGGCAUGCCGGAUGACCCUCCCCCAGAGUCGCCGAGAGGCGAGGACAGGCCGGAUGGAGAGGUGAAGGAGGAGCCAAAAGAGGAGUGGGUGGACGAUGGUAGCCUGCCACUGGUGGACGGCACGCUGCCCUUCUUCCUGCUGGAUGCGCACGAAGAGGCCGCCACCCCGGGCACCGUGUACCUGUUCGGCAAGGUGCCAAACGGAGGGCAGCACCAGUCGUGCUGCGCGGUGCUGGAGGGCUGCAUGCGCUGCAUCUUCUUCGUGCCGCAGCCGGGCACAUUCACCGGCGCGGAGCUGACGCGGCUGGAGGCCGAGGCCGCCGCCAACCCCGGAGCCAAGGGGCCUCUCCUGCGCCACCUGCAUGAGCAGGCGGCGGCGCUGAAGGCCGAGGUGAGGGCGGUGCUGGCAGAGCACGGCAUCGACAAAUUUGUGAUCAAGCCGGUGCGGCGCAACUACGCAUUCGAGCUGGACAGCGUGCCCCACGGAGAGCAGUGGGUCCUCAAAGUGCGCUACUCCGCCGCCAAGCCCUCGCUGCCCAACGGCCUAGAGGGGGAGCACUUUGUGGGGGUGUUUGGCGCGCAGCAGAGCGUGCUGGAGUCUGUGCUGCUCAAGCGCCGCAUCAUGGGCCCCUCCUGGAUCAGCCUCAGCUGCCCCACCCGCGUCGACGCCAGCAAGCAGGUGAGCUGGUGCAAGCUGGAAGUCAAGGUGGAGGGCCACAAGAAUGUCAGCUCCAAGUGCGCCGGGCAGCAGGAGCCGCCGCCGCUCAUCGUCGCCGCUCUCAACCUGAAGACAUCCCUACACCCACAGGCGAACACGAACGAGGUGGUGGCGGCGAGCGUGGUGUAUCUGCCGGCGGUGAACCUGGACCGGCCGCUGAGCAAGGCGGCCUGGAACAGCAGCCGCUCCCUGCGCCAUUUCUCCGUCCUGCGCAAGCUCGACGGCCAGCCCUUCCCUGCAGGCUUUGAGGCAAAGGUGCAGGCGGUGAAUGCAAGCGAGAUGGGGCGGCGCAACGGCGGCACCAUGCUCAGCGCGCAAGCGUCCGAGCGCUCGCUGCUGAUGAAUCUGCUGGCGCGGCUGCGCGCGCUCGACGCCGACGUGCUUGUGGGCCACAACAUUGCCGCCUUCGACCUGGACGUCCUCUUGCACCGCCUGCAGCACCACAAGGUGCCGCAGUGGAGCCGGGUGGGGCGGCUGCGGCGGAGCACGUUCCCUAGCCUGGGCGGCGGCGGCGGCAGCUUCGGCGGCGGCGCGGGGCCGGGCCUCAUGACGGCGAUGGCGGGCCGGCUGAUCUGCGACACCUAUCUAGGCGCGCGCGAGCUGUUACAUGAGGUCGACUACACCAUGGCCACCCUCGCACGCAUCCACCUCGGCCAGACCCGCUCGGACCUCGCCGCUGCCGACGUGCCCGGCAAGUACGAGGCGGCGCCGAAGCUGAUGGAGUUGGUGCAGCACACGGAGAGCGACGCGUGGCUGGCCCUGUCCCUGGCCAUGCACCUCAACCUGCUGCCCCUCUCCCGCCAACUCUCCUGCCUCUCCGGAUCCCUGUGGUCCCGCACCCUCCAGGGCCAGCGGGCGCAGCGCAUAGAGAUGCUGCUGCUGCACGAGUUCUACGCGCGCAAGUUCCUGCUGCCGGACAAGCUCAGCGGCCGCGAGCGCGAGCGCCUGGCACGCCGCCAGCACGCGGCCGCGCACGCCGACGACGGCGAGGCCUUCGAGGAGGUCAAGGCCGGUGGGAAGAAGGGCAAGGCACAGUACGCGGGGGGCCUUGUGCUGGAGCCCAAGAAGGGCCUGUACAACAGCAUCGUGCUGCUGCUGGACUUCAACUCCCUCUACCCCUCCAUCAUCCAGGAGUACAACAUCUGCUUCACCACCGUGCGCCGCCCCAAGGACGGCUCCAUUGCGCCCCUGCCAGAGCCCUCCCACGACCUCGCCGUCCUGCCCAAGGUGAUCCGGGGGCUGGUGCAACGGCGCCGGGAGGUGAAGUCUCUGCUGGCGAAUGAGCGCGACGGUGUGCGGCGGCAGCAAUUGGACAUCCGGCAGCAGGCGCUCAAGCUGACGGCCAACUCCAUGUACGGCUGCCUCGGCUUCUCCGCCUCGCGCUUCUUUGCGCGACCCCUGGCCGAGCUUGUUACCGCGCAGGGGCGAGACAUCCUCCAGUCCACCGUCGACCUCGUCCAGUCAUCGGUCGGCCUCGAGGUGAUAUACGGGGACACGGACAGCAUAAUGGUGCGGACAGACGUGGCGAAGGAGGAGGAGGCGCGGGCGAUGGGGGCGCGGGUGAAGCGUGAGGUGAACAAGCGCUACAAGCUGCUGGAGAUCGAGCUGGACGCGAUGUACAAGUGCAUGCUGCUGCUCAAGAAGAAGAAGUACGCCGCCAUCAAACUCGACCGCGACGCAGCCGGCCGCACCGUAGAGGUGAAGGAGGCAAAGGGGCUGGACAUGGUGCGGCGCGACUGGUGCGCGCUGGCCAAGGACUGCGGCAACUACGCCCUUGAUGAGAUCCUGUCCGGCCGCCCUUGCGAGGACGUCGUCUCUGCCAUCCACGCCCGCCUGCGCCAGGUGCGGGAGAAGGUGGAUGCUGGAGCGGUGACGCUGGACAAGUUUGUGAUCCACAAGCAGCUGACCAAGCGGCCGGAGGACUACCCGGACGCCAAGAACCAGCCCCACGUGCAGGUCGCCCUCCGCCGUGCAGCCGCCCACAAGCGCGAAGGCACCAAGCAGGGAGAGACGGUGCCGUACAUAAUCUGCAUCGAGGUUGACGAGGCCGGGCAGCCCAAGGAUGGCGGUGCGGGCGGCCUGGCCGAGCGCGCAUACCACCGGGAGGAGCUGGCCGCCAACCCGGCGCUGCGCGUGGAUGUCCAGUACUACCUUGCCAACCAGGUGCACCCGGUGGUGUCGCGGCUGUGCGCGCCAAUUGAGGGGACUGACGCGGCGCGGCUGGCAGACUGCCUCGGCCUCGACCCGGCCAAGUACCACGCGGCGGCCGCGGCCGGGUCGGGGAUGCGCGACGCUCUGGAGGACGCCCUCAUCGCGUCCACCGCCACCCUCGACUGCGACGCCCGCUACAAGGACUGCGAUCCGCUGUGGCUGACGAGUGCAGACGGCACCCGCUUCCCCUUCGUGGGAGUGCAGGACGUUCUCAGCGGGGGGGUCGCCCCUGGAGAUGCGUUCGCUCCCCCGGACGCCGCCGCCACUGGCUCGGGGCUGAGCGCGGCGCAGGUGGCUAACCAGGUGCGGCUGCGCGCGCGUGAGGCGGUGGCCAAGUACUAUGAGGGGUCGCUGGUCUCCGACGAUGAGCUCAUGCCCGUCAACACACGCAACGUCUGCCUCAGGGCGCAGGGUGAUGCGGCUCCCGGCAUGGCGUCGCCGAACGUGGCGUCGGCGGGGCACAUGGCGGCGGCGAUGAGCGAGGCGGCGCUGUACACGCAGCUGUCGCACUUCCACCGCCUUCUGGACCCCAGCCUCGCCCUCGCCCGCCUCAAGGACGACACCGAGCGCCUGGAAGCCACCAGGCGGCUGGCGCCCAUCAGGGAGGCCUUGGAAGCUGGCAGGAAGGCGGUGGAGCAGCUGCGCAACAGAUGCGCGUACCGCUGGGUCAGCCUCGGCAGCCUCUACAAUGUGACUGCCACCGGCGCAUAGACUUCUGCAGCCACCCUUUUGACAUGCUGCUUUGUGACAUGACACAACAGAAAUGCUAGGCACAAAUGACAAUGGAAUCAUGAGCGGAGAAAUAGAUGCUACAGUGCAGCAGUGCCCAAUGUCUCAGUCCACAGAUGAUAUCGACACCUGACUCGGUGUUGCAGUUUGACCUAAGUCCAAGAAUUCAUGAUGUCAAGAUGAUAAACUUUCAGUGUUCAAUCGGUGUGAAAUAGCCAACAU
Messenger RNA from Coccomyxa subellipsoidea C-169, 3972 nucleotides. RefSeq lists its product as hypothetical. Gene Ontology annotation, molecular function: purine nucleotide binding; pyrimidine nucleotide binding; DNA-directed DNA polymerase activity. Gene Ontology annotation, cellular component: alpha DNA polymerase:primase complex. NCBI's taxonomy places the organism in Eukaryota, Viridiplantae, Chlorophyta, Trebouxiophyceae, Coccomyxaceae. The transcript has 22 exons. The record is from RefSeq and is a predicted model, not a curated record. Gene Ontology annotation, biological process: leading strand elongation; mitotic DNA replication initiation; lagging strand elongation. Bases 1 to 3732 code for a protein of 1243 amino acids.